Molecule: messenger RNA, 1529 nt
Organism: Diabrotica balteata
Lineage: Eukaryota; Metazoa; Arthropoda; Insecta; Coleoptera; Chrysomelidae
Source: the annotation of a GenBank genome assembly
GUGAGAUCAGACACACCUAAAUUAUUUAUUUUUCAUAGAUAAGUAAAGAAAAAUGAAUUCGGAAGCAAGUGUAGUGCGUGUAGUUCACUUGGAUGACCUUACUACCGAAUAUUCUUUGAAGGAGUUUCUGUUAUCAUCGUCAUUAGUGUUGGGUGCCAUUAAUAAUGUUUUUAUCAAUAUAGACAAUGAGCUACAAAUAGUUUUUGCAUAUGUUAUAUUUGAAAAUCACCAUGAUGCAAAAGCCGUUGUGAACAGACUAAAUGGUUUUUGUUUUCAAAAUAAAGUUUUGGAGAUUGAAUUAAUAGGUCCGAAUUUACCUUACAAAAGAUAUACAAAGCAGACUAGCAAAUCAAAUGCUAUUUCCACCAAAUCAAAUGAUGUUUCCACCAACAGCUUAGAUAUAAGACAUAAAACCCUAAAUAUAACCUCUCCAACGAAAACUCUAAAUAGUCAGUCUAAUGAUUUAGACAUUGAUUCACCCAUCUAUGUUUCUCCUAUUAACACGUGGCACCCUGGAGAUUAUAGACAUAGUUUUAAACCUGCAACUACAAUAAAAACUACUACACAAACAGCAACGAAUCCAUUGAAUUCUGCUAGAUUUAUCAAUAAAAAUAAUAACGAAACAUCUGCAGCCAUAAGUAAUCCUUUAAAAGCUAAGAAUGAUACGCGACAAGCUGGGACAUACACAUCAAGAGUAUCUGGUUUAAGUUCAUCUACUUCACACUUAAGAUUCAAUAGAGUAUCUAGUAACGCAACAAAUAAUAAAAUACAAGCAUUUUUUUCUAAUAGAGCAGCCGCAAAACCUAGAAAUACUGUAUUAACACAAGACAAGAUGCCAAAGUCAGCUUCUUUAUCAUCUAUAUCAUCAACAAUGAGUCAUCCAGAUGCUUUUAAUAGGACUCAAACAGAACCGACUUCAUCAUUAUAUUCAGCAGUGUAUCAAUCUAACUAUUCUACACCAAGAACUUCCUACUCAUCAUUGUCUUCGGUAAGAUAUCAGUCAAAUGUUUCUACUGAAAUAAAAAGUUUAAGUUCAUCUGCUUCACACUUAAGACUCAAUAGAGUAUCUAGUAAUGCAACAAAUAAUAAAAUACAAGCAUUGUUUUUCUAAAAGAGCAACCGCAAAACCUAUAAAUAUUGUAUUCAUAGAUUAAAUAUAUAUAAGUAGAGAUUGUAUUAACACAAGACAAGAUGUCAAAGGCAGCUACCGUCGGAAGGGGUAAAACCGACCAAAAUUUUAGGUUUUUUUCAUGUUUUAUGAUUAUUUUUGAAUUGAGAAAGCUGCAAAUUAUAUAUGUUAAAGUAUCAUAUCUGAAGUGCCAAUUAGUGGUUUUUCUUUUGAAAUCAUCCUAUAGUUAGGUUAGGUUAGUUUUUCUCAUUAUAUUUUCAAAAGUGAUCGGUUUUAUCCCAUGGUUUAGGUAAAACCGAUCGGGUGUUGAAUUGCGUUUAUGUUGCUUUUAAGCAAGCUUUGGGGUAAAACCGAUCACACAAAAAAAAUUUUAAACUAUUUUUUAUGCAAUAAAUUGUAA